AUGUCUAAAACAUCAUUAAUUCCUCUUGAUUUUUUUCUUGAUAUGUGUCCAUUCGAUCUCUAUUCUAAAACAGGUCCAUCAAUUCCAUCAUGUAAUCCAUCAAUAGCACCCGAUAUAUCAAUAAUUCAUGGUAUGAAUUUAUCAACAAACAAUAUUAAUACAACAACAUGUCUUGAAUCUCAUAUAAAUCAUCCAAUGCUUAAUGGUGAACUUCUACUUUCAUAUUGUCCAUCAACAUCACUUAAUAUUCCAUCAACAAAUGAAACAAUUAAAUCAGUACCAUCACUUAUACCAUGUGCAUUAACACAAUGUUGUACAAAUAAUAAUCUUCAAACAAUAAUUAAUUUAUUUAAAACAAUAAAUGAAUAUUUAGAUGAUAUAAUACGUCUAUUAAUUCAUAUGGAUACAAGUUCUGAUAGACGUAUGCAUAAUAUAAAUAAUCUUUUACAAAAUAUACAAUUUAUUGUUGAACGUUUUAUAUAUAUACAACAAAAAAUUAUUAAACCAUUUAAUGAUUCAUCAAGUGAUAUGUUAAAAUUAAAUAUGUUAAUACGUUCAAAUAAUAAUCAAUUAAAUACUACUACUACUACUAAUAAUAAUAAUCAUAAUAAUUCAAUUUAUUUAGAUCAUCGUUUACAUGAAGAAUUUAUUUUAAUAUUAAAACAAAUUAUUUUAUUAAUUGAUUCAUCACGUUUAUCAACAAUAUUAACAAAUAUUAAUUUACAACAUAAACUUGAUUCAAUUCAUGAACAAACAAAUCUUAUGCAUGAACAUCUUGUUACAAUUACACGUAAACUUGAAACGAAUAUUAUAUAA
This is a messenger RNA of Rotaria sp. Silwood1, 816 nucleotides long. Lineage: Eukaryota; Metazoa; Rotifera; Eurotatoria; Philodinida; Philodinidae. The record is from the annotation of a GenBank genome assembly.